This is a messenger RNA of Epinephelus fuscoguttatus (brown-marbled grouper), 2174 nucleotides long. Its product is annotated as butyrophilin subfamily 1 member A1-like. The transcript has 6 exons. NCBI's taxonomy places the organism in Eukaryota, Metazoa, Chordata, Actinopteri, Perciformes, Serranidae. Bases 390 to 1259 code for a protein of 289 amino acids. The record is from RefSeq and is a predicted model, not a curated record.
CAUCAAUCACUGGUUUGACAAUUUAAUAUAGCAGGUUGAAAUCUUAUGUUUAACCUGUGCAGUAAUUACAUCUGUAGGUUAUACUGCUAACCCUGAAGAGACAACAUUUAUUGGAUUAAUUGCUGUUUUAGAGGCUUCCCCAUCCUGAGAACAAGCAAAGUAAAGUGUUUUCUUGAAUACUUGGAAGUCUUGUUGUAAAAACCGUGAAUGCUGAUGUGCAUUAAGCCGUUUAACAACAGGUCAUACAGACUGGAGUCUAAUAGGCAGAGUGUAGGGGCGGCAGUAAAUAAGACAGAGCAGGCACAGUAGAGCAUUUGUUUGAUUGAAGGAAGGACCUUGCCCAGUGUGUGAAGCUGCUGGCUGACUAAGAAAACACACUAAAGCACAUCAUGAUGCCUCAGCAGGUGCACAGACUGUUCCAUAAAUCUCAACUCAGUGUAUUCAGUGCUUUGAUUCUCCAUCUUGCUGUUGCCUUCCUUCUCCUAACACACCUUCAUGGAGGUCAGUCUCAGGCCAUUGGUCAACCUCAGCCAGUAGUGGCAAUAAUCGGUAAUGGCAUCACUUUGCCAUGCCAUGUGAAAGCUGCCACGGAUGUCGUUAACGAGAUGCUGGAGUGGUCGAGACCUGACCUGAACCCAAGAUUUGUCCAUGUGAGGCGGUCUGGUGAUGACCAUUUGCAUGAUCAGAAUCCAGCCUACAUAGGAAGAACAUCAGUGUCCUCUGAUGGACUGAAAUAUGGAGAUGUUUCACUGAUGCUCUCCCACGUCAAAAUCUCUGAUGAGGGACAGUACAGAUGCUUUGUUCCAAAUUUAAACACAGAAUGUCAUCUUCAGCUUGUUGCUGUAUCAGAUUCUGUAGUGGAGAUAAUCAAAGUCAGCAAAGGAGUGUUACAGUGUGAGUCUGCAGGCUGGUAUCCAGAGCCUGAGGUGUUGUGGCUGGACGGUGAGGGAAAGCUCCUCUCUGCUGGACCUACAGAGACAGUCAGAGGUCCUGAUGACCUCUAUACUGUCAGCAGCGGAGUGACUGUGGAGAAGAGACACAGCAACAGCUUCACCUGUAGAGUCCAACAGAAGGACACCAAUCAGACCAGAGAGAUGCACAUCCAGGUUCCGGAUGAUUUCUUCGUGGACUCAUCUCAUUCAUCUGCUUCUACCAUCAUUGGAUUGGUUGUUGGCAUGAUGUUUAUUUUUGCAGUUCUCUUCGUUGUUUGGAAAUUGAGACAGAACACAAUCAAGAGUGGGAAAUAUUCCUGUGGAUGAAGAAACUCAGAGAGUGGAUACAGGAUCAGCCUCAGAGCAGGAGAGUCUGAUGGAGGGAGAAACAGACAGAGAGAAGCUCACAGCAGAGAACGGGACAAAACAGAAUCAGAACAAGAUGGAAAAAGAAAAUAACAUUGAAUGUUCAUUUGAAAAAACAGGACUUUCAUGUCAGGUAGAAGAGGAAACACACCAAGAGAAGACAGAGGCAACAAAGCCUGUAAAUUCUGAAACACCAGCUCAGGGUCUGCUGGAUGGAGAUGGACAACAACAGAUCAUGGCAGGAGGGCAGGCGAGGAAUGAUACUAAUGAGGAAAAAAAUGAAGAGCAAACACAAACUACAAAUAAUAAUUCAUCAGAUCAGGUGCCAACUGAUGAAGAAACACCACACAAUGAUCCCCCAGCAGGACAAGGGACAAAUAGUGAUUCAAAGAAGAGAGAGGAGCCCAAGAGAGAAGAGAGGUGGAGAGAAGAGAGCAGUAACAGAGGAGAUGAAGCGGAGAACACAACAACUACAAAAGAAGACACAGCAUCUCUGUCUCGGGGGAAUGAACAAACAAUUUGGCUCCCAGAAGCUCCUGCACAUAGUGAUUUAUACAAGAAAGAUGCAGGCAAAGAAACAGACUCUACAAAUAACGAAACAGAGGGUGAGUGUUCAGCUGAUAAAGACCCAAAGCAAAGUCAUCCUACAGCAGUAGCAGAAACCAAUCAUGAUUUGAAGGACACUAAAGAAAAUGUCACUCCAGGCCCAACAAUGAGUGAAACCCACCAAGAACAACCAGAUGAAAAUGGGGACAAGAAAAAUCAAGAAGAGGGUCCAAACUCACUUGAUACAGAAAAACAAGUCAAGAGUCAGAUGGAUGGAGAUGGAUGUCAGGAGGUCAAGGCAAGAGAAGAAAGAAACAGUGAUACAGACAA